GAGGGCGCCGGCAGCUUGCCGGGGAGCUAGGCGAGGCCCGUGCGCCCGCGCCUGCAGCGCCCUCCGGACGGGGAGAGGGGCCGGCGGCCUCAGCCCGGGCAGCGGCAUCCGCGCGGUGGCAAUCCCUAGGAGCCCCGAACGCCUUCCUCCGGACCUGGACGCUCGCUGCCCCGCCCUCUGCACCCCACUUCUACCCUUUUCCCCAAUCCUGCCUCCCUCUGCCUGGCCCCCGUGAGUGGGUUUAACUACGGGCCCGCGCAGCAGCUGUUGCUCGUGUCUCUGUUUCGCCUCUCAUCUUGGUGCUCUGCCGGGAGCCCCCCAAGGAGCCAGUGCCUGUGGGUUGGAAGGGAGGCGCCGCUCAGCAGGUCCUCCUCCUCCUCCUCUUCCUCCUGCUGCCGCCGCUGGUGCCUGGUCCGUGCGCACCCCGACACCCCCGCCAGCCGGGCCUCGGGGCAAGAAGCCGGUUGCUGGCUUCCCAGAGGCCGGGGUCGAAAGCGAGGAAAGUUUGCCAGCGUGUGCCUUGUGCUGCGUGGAGAGAGGUGUGGGCAGCAGCCUUCCCAGGGCCCUGCUGCGACUGCCUCCAUGAAGAGGAGUCCCUGCCUGGCAGGCCCAGGCACAUCUCCAGACUUUGAUUUGGCUGAAAUAACUUAUGCCACAGAGCUGUGUGCAUGCCUGGAAUUCAAAGACACUGUUAAAAGACUCCAAAUUGCUUCCUGCCUUUUGAAAACUCCAGGAAACCAUCCCUUCAGACUCUGGAUUUCUACACAUCUCAACGGAGAUUUUGCUUGAAUGUUUACAUUUUCUGCUUGCUGUCCUUCACACCACUAUAGAGUGUUCACCUUUUCUUAAAACUGAAAAAUUGUCAGGAGUUGAGCUUGCUCAGCAAGCCAGCAUGGCUAGGAUGAGCUUUGUUUUAGCAGCUUGCCGAUUGGCGCUGGGCUUACUAAUGACUGCAUUAACUGGGUCUUCCCUACAAAAUAGUGAGUGUCCACAACUCUGUGUAUGUGAAAUUAGGCCCUGGUUUACCCCGCAGUCAACAUAUAGAGAAGCUACCACUGUUGAUUGCAAUGAUCUCCGCUUAACACGAAUUCCCAGCAACCUUUCUAGUGAUACUCAAGUGCUUCUCCUACAGAGCAAUAACAUCGCAAAGACUGUGGAUGAGCUUCAGCAGCUUUUCAACCUGACUGAGCUGGAUUUCUCCCAGAACAACUUUACAAAUAUUAAGGAAGUAGGGCUGGCAAACCUCACCCAGCUCACUACUCUACAUUUGGAGGAAAAUCAGAUUACAGAAAUGAAUGAUUAUUGUCUGCAAGACCUCAGCAACCUUCAAGAACUCUACAUAAACCAUAACCAGAUUAGCACUAUUUCUGCUAAUGCUUUUUCAGGCUUAAAAAAUCUUUUAAGGCUCCACCUGAACUCCAACAAAUUGAAAGUUAUUGAUAGCCGCUGGUUUGAUUCAACACCCAACCUGGAAAUUCUUAUGAUUGGGGAAAACCCUGUGAUUGGAAUUCUGGAUAUGAACUUCAAACCCCUCUCAAAUUUGAGAAGCUUAGUUUUGGCAGGAAUGUUUCUUACUGAUAUUCCUGGAAAUGCCUUGGUGGGCUUGGAUAGCCUUGAGAGCCUAUCUUUUUACGAUAACAAACUGGUCAAAGUCCCUCAGCUUGCCUUGCAAAAAGUUCCAAAUUUGAAAUUCUUAGAUCUCAACAAAAACCCCAUACACAAAAUCCAGGAAGGGGACUUUAAAAAUAUGCUUCGGUUAAAGGAACUGGGAAUCAACAAUAUGGGGGAACUUGUCUCUGUGGACCGCUAUGCCCUGGAUAAUUUACCUGAACUCACAAAGUUAGAAGCCACCAACAACCCCAAAUUAUCUUACAUCCACCGCUUGGCUUUUCGAAGUGUUCCUGCCCUGGAAAGCUUGAUGUUGAACAACAAUGCCUUGAAUGCCGUUUACCAAAAGACAGUAGAAUCCCUGCCCAAUCUGCGUGAGAUCAGUAUCCACAGCAAUCCCCUAAGGUGUGAUUGUGUCAUCCAUUGGAUUAACUCCAACAAGACAAACAUCCGGUUCAUGGAGCCCUUAUCCAUGUUCUGUGCCAUGCCUCCUGAAUAUAGAGGGCAGCAGGUGAAGGAAGUUUUAAUCCAGGAUUCAAGUGAACAGUGCCUCCCAAUGAUAUCUCACGACACUUUCCCAAAUCAUUUAAACAUGGAUAUAGGCACAGCAGUUUUUCUAGACUGUCGGGCCAUGGCUGAGCCAGAACCUGAAAUUUACUGGGUCACUCCCCUUGGAAAUAAGAUAACUGUGGAAACACUUUCAGAAAAAUACAAACUAAGUAGUGAAGGUACAUUGGAAAUAGCUAACAUACAAAUUGAAGACUCAGGAAGAUACACCUGUGUUGCCCAGAAUGUUGAAGGGGCAGACACUCGAGUGGUGACAAUUAAGGUUAAUGGAACCCUUCUGGAUGGCACCCAGGUGCUGAAAAUAUAUGUCAAGCAGACAGAAUCUCAUUCUAUUCUAGUGUCCUGGAAAGUUAAUUCCAACGUCAUGACAUCAAACUUAAAAUGGUCAACUGCCACCGUCAAGAUCGACAACCCCCACAUAACAUAUACUGCUAGGGUCCCGGUAGAUGUUCAUGAAUAUAACUUAACACAUCUCCAGCCUUCCACAGAUUAUGAAGUAUGUCUCACAGUGUCCAAUAUUCAUCAGCAGACUCAAAAGUCAUGUGUUAAUGUCACAACCAAAAAUGCUGCCUUUGCGCUGGAUGUAUCUGAUCAAGAAACCAGUACGGCCCUUGCUGCAGUGAUGGGGUCCAUGUUUGCCAUCAUUAGCCUUGCAUCCAUUGCUGUGUAUAUUGCCAAAAGAUUUAAGAGAAAAAACUACCACCAUUCAUUAAAAAAGUAUAUGCAAAAAACCUCUUCAAUCCCACUAAAUGAGUUGUAUCCACCACUCAUUAACCUCUGGGAAGGUGACAGCGAGAAAGACAAAGAUGGGUCUGCAGACACCAAGCCAACCCAAGUUGACACAUCCAGAAGCUAUUACAUGUGGUAACUCAGUGGAUAUUUUGCUUCUGGUAGUAAGGAGCACAAAGACAUUUUUGCUUUAUUCUGCAAAAGUAACAAGUUGAAGACUUUUGUAUUUUUGACUUUGCUAGUUUGUGGCAGAGUGGAGAGGACGGGUGGAUAUUUCAAAUUUUUUUAGUAUAGCGUAUCGCAAGGGUUUGACACAGCUGGCAGCAUCUCUAGGCUUCCAGUUUGUGUUUGGUUUUUAUUCUUAUCAUUAUUAUGAUUAUUAUUAUUAUAUUAUUAUUAUAUUAUUAUUAUUUUGUUCUAGUUAUUGUGCUAAACUCAAUAAUGCUGUUCUAACUACAAUGCUCAAUAAAAUGAUUAAUGACAGGAUGGGGUUCCCCUGUGCUUUUACCAGUAGCAUGACCCCUUCUUCUGAAGCCAUCAGCAGACAGUACCAUGUCCUCCAAAAAGCUAACACACAGCUGCGAAGCAGCAUUGAACCUUUUGUAGCAAUCUGGUCUACAGACUUUUAACUCAAGAAGCUAAGGCUAGACUUGUUACCUUUGUUGAAUGAUGUUAGUUGACUGUACUGUAAUGUUGUAUCAACUGAAUUGAAUGUUUGCUUUUAAAGGAGACAACUUUUCUUCUCUUUUCUUUUGUAAUAGUUAAAAGGCUUAGAACAAGCUAACAGGCAAUAGAAAUAUGUAUAUCAGAUUUUUUAAUGUAACAAACUACAUGUUAAUUGUUACCUUAUUCUUUUUAUCUUUAGUAGACACUUUUAAAAGAAAAGAUAAUAAUUUUGUUGUGUUUAACUCACCAACAUGUGGUGUAUAAUGAAGACAGAACUACAAUAAAUUAGUUUUGUUCUGAUUUUUU
Molecule: messenger RNA, 3876 nt
Organism: Phacochoerus africanus (Common warthog)
Lineage: Eukaryota; Metazoa; Chordata; Mammalia; Artiodactyla; Suidae
Gene: LRRN1
Product: leucine rich repeat neuronal 1
Exons: 3
Coding region: 893-3043 (716 amino acids)
Molecular function (GO): protein binding
Source: RefSeq, a predicted model, not a curated record